This is a messenger RNA of Acipenser ruthenus (sterlet), 2216 nucleotides long. RefSeq names its product neuronal growth regulator 1-like. The transcript is spliced from 7 exons. Gene Ontology annotation, cellular component: neuron projection. Bases 190 to 1236 code for a protein of 348 amino acids. The record is from RefSeq and is a predicted model, not a curated record. Lineage: Eukaryota; Metazoa; Chordata; Actinopteri; Acipenseriformes; Acipenseridae.
UUUACAUCACAUUUCCUCACUAGAUGGUGUGCAAGACACUGGAGAACAGACUUCUUACAGUAUUGCUCUGACAAAACAAACCUGGAAAAGUCUCUGGAACGCCAUUUCUUGAGCUUUUUCACGGAGGGAAGAGCUGGAAUAAGAACACUAUUAGAGGCUUGUGGAAGAUAAGGAAGCAUUCUAGCAGUGAUGGACAUAAUGAUGAUGGUGCAGGAUGCGUGUUACUCUGGCCAGUGGCUUACUGCGGUCGUUCUCAGUCUCUGUUGCUUUUUGCCGUCCUGCCUGCCUGCUGGACAACGUGUGGACUUUCCUUGGUCUGCGGUGGACAAUCUGGUUGCCAGACAAGGGGACACUGCUGUUCUGAGGUGCUACCUUUCAGAUGGUGUCUCAAAGGGUGCUUGGCUGAAUCGGUCCAGUAUCAUUUUUGCCGGGGAUGAUAAGUGGUCAGUGGACCCUCGCGUAUCAAUUGUAUCGAGUAUUGGCAGUAAACGAGAGUACAGCCUGCAGAUACAGAACGUGGAUGUUCCUGAUGAUGGCCAAUACACAUGUUCAGUACAAACCCAGUACAAUCCAAGAACAAUGCAGGUGCAUUUAACAGUACAAGUUCCCCCGAAGAUAUAUGACAUCUCUUCUGACAUUGUUGUUAAUGAAGGCACCAACAUCACACUUAUUUGCCUGGCCAGUGGGAAACCGGAGCCUUACAUCUCUUGGAGACAUAUAACCCCAUUAGCCAAGACGUUUGAAACUGGAGAGUACCUAGUGAUAACUGGAAUUACUAAGGACCAGGCCGGAGACUAUGAAUGCAGUGCUGAAAAUGAUGCAUCAUUCCCCGAUAUGAAGAAAGUGAAAGUCAUAGUAAAUUUUCCUCCGGCAAUAUUGGAAAUGAAGCACGCUGGAGUGGGUGUGGGACGCACUGUAUUAAUAAGAUGUGAAACAGCUGCAGUACCAGCUCCUCUCUUUGAGUGGUACAAAGGGGAAAGAAAGCUUUCCAAUGGGCGACAAGGGAUUAUUAUUCAGAACUACAGCACGAGAUCUAUUCUCACUCUGUCCAACAUGACAGAGGAUCAUUACGGUAACUACACAUGUGUCGCUGUCAACAAGCUCGGAACAGCCAACGCCAGUCUGCCUCUAAUCCCACCGAGCACUGCACAAUAUGGGAUUACAGGAAGUGCUGAAGUUCUUUUUUCCUGGUGGUACCUGGUGCUGGCGCUUUCCUCCUACAUCAGCAUAUAUUAAAUGAAGAUCACCACUCACAAUGAAUGUAAAGAACCCUAAGAGCAUUCACGAAUCCUUUGAUAUGGUUGACGACUGGAUCCAAUCUGGUACAGUUUGUUAAAAGCAGCAUGGGAUAUAAUCAGCAUUACUUAAUGUGGGGAUGAUCACCUUCUGUAGAAUUGCUCAUUAUGUAAAUACCUGAAUUCAACUUUUUUUCUGAUUAUCCACAUUACCUUGUGAAUCAGUACACAUUGUCCUAUUCAAAACGUAAAAGCUCAGAAAUUACUUUUUAGUGGGGUAAGUGGGGGGGGGGGCCUUAAUUGUCAUUUUCAUGUUUGUUAUCUUUAAUGGUUCAAAAAUGUUAUGUCCUGGUUUGACAAGUCCCAUGUAAAGUAGGGUACAUUUGCAUAACAAUACUGCAGUCAGCAUUACAAGUGAAGUCAAGUGAAGUCAACAUAAAAAAAAAAAAAACACUAAUUUAAAUCCCAUUCCUUUUAAAAGCCAUUCCUUUUAACCCCUAUUUUGAGAAAAAUGUGUCCUACAAAAGUGUCUUGAUAUAAAAUGACCCAACAUCUGAAGCAGUGGAGACAGGCGCUCCAACAUUAAGUAAAGAUUCUCAGAACGUAGUUUGGUCAAAAACAUGAACAAUAAUAUCACUGAUGGUGCAUAUUUUCUUAGUUAUGGUUUUUAAAGGUUUAGCUGCUGGUCUUGGGAGUAAAAACAUUUCAAAGAUGAAAGCAGUCCACUUCUUGCUGUCUGCUGCGGUUCAUCCAUGCCCUUUUGAACAAGCAGUGCUGGAAUUACAUAAAAAGGGAGUGAGGUGGAACAUAAUAUGAACUAGACUUAUGAGUCAAGACUUAUUAAAUUGUGUCAGGUCUUUUGCACAGAUAAUAAAAAAAAGCUAUAGCCAGGAGUACUGCAUGUAUUACAUGGAUUGUUGUCCAUUUAGUAGUUGAAUUUGGAUAAGGCUGUGUGUGUGUGUGUGUAUAUAUAUAUAUAUA